This is a messenger RNA of Medicago truncatula (barrel medic), 871 nucleotides long. RefSeq lists its product as uncharacterized. Gene Ontology annotation, cellular component: cytoplasm; nucleus. Lineage: Eukaryota; Viridiplantae; Streptophyta; Magnoliopsida; Fabales; Fabaceae. Bases 197 to 688 code for a protein of 163 amino acids. Gene Ontology annotation, molecular function: 3'-5' exonuclease activity; nucleic acid binding. The record is from RefSeq and is a predicted model, not a curated record. The transcript has a single exon.
CUUCCAAGUUCCAUCUGCUUCAUUUUCCCAUUCUUCUUCUUCCAUCAUGACAUGGAAAACAUGAAUUAUGUUAGUGUUGAGUCGUUCAAUCUGAACGGUGUUUCCAUCAAUACCACUGUUGUAUAUGAUCAUGAUGUAUAUGGGGAUGAGCCGCAUGAGGUUGAUGACUAUAUCUCGCGUUUCUUGAGCCCAGCUUAUGACACGACAAAGGUUUUUUGGGUCUGGUGCCGAGUGGCAUGUGCCUCCUUAUUCACCAUCGUCUAAAUGCAGCUCUGUGCACCUCUGCGAUGGAGUUUCGUAUCUCAUUAUUAUGUUUAGUGGUGCUUAUGAAAGGGUUCCCCAAUCACCGGUUAGUUUUCUUAAUCUUCCAAAUUACACCUUCGUUGGUUUUGGUAUCAAAGAUAAUGUGGCUAAGUUGGAGUCAAAUUAUGGUUGUGGAAUCAUAAAUGCUGUUGAACUUGGACCCUUGGCUGCUACUGCCAUGAAGAAACCUCGUUUGGCUUAUAUCGGUGUUGAUGAGCUGCUUUCUGUGGUCACUGGGCUUUCUCUUCGAAACCAAAGGCCUGUACGCAUCUUCUAUGAUUGGGAAAACCGUAAACAUUUCACAGAACUUGUUAAAACCGCUACUAUUAAUGUUUACUCUUAUCAAAAGAUUGGGAGAAAAUUGCUUGCUUAUGAUUGGGAGUAGUAGUGGUUUUCUAGAGGAGCUUAUGAUUGUUUUUUUGUUUGUAAAGCUCAUGGUAUUUUUUCUCUUUGUUUGCUGGUUUACUUGCACAUCAAGGUAUUAUUAGGGUAUUCAUAAUUCACCAAUAAAUCAUUGCUCCACAACUAUGUUUUAGGUUAUUUAUUAAUCAAAUUUCUUUUAAUGGAA